Messenger RNA from Diplodia corticola, 2019 nucleotides. Its product is annotated as autophagy protein atg22. The record is from RefSeq and is a predicted model, not a curated record. Gene Ontology annotation, biological process: amino acid transmembrane export from vacuole. NCBI's taxonomy places the organism in Eukaryota, Fungi, Ascomycota, Dothideomycetes, Botryosphaeriales, Botryosphaeriaceae. The transcript has 5 exons. The coding region runs from base 1 to 2019 and encodes 672 amino acids.
AUGGUUCCGCGCCAACAGCACAACCCGCCUCCGCAAGUACCUCCACAACACUCGCCGCCUUUCCGCCCGGACCUCUUUCGCCAGCCGUCCGCCACCUCCAAGCGCUCCUUCCAGACCUCCUACAGCGCCGACGAUGAACGCUCAAUAGCCGCCGACACCAUGGGUCCUGACCGCGAGCGCAACAUCCCUGCCCGCCCGCCGCAGUAUGAUGGCGAGGACACCUCUCUGACCUCGCGCACGGAGUUGUGGGGCUUCUACGGUUACGGAUGGGCUGCCGAGGUGUUUGUUGUUUGCGGUGUUGGAUCCUUCAUACCAAUCACCCUCGAGCAGCUUGCUCGAGAACGCGGUGUCCUGCAGUCGGACGGCAAAACUCCGUGCACCACUCCCUUCGAUAACCCACUGCCGCCGAACGCAACGUCUAACCAUGUUCCAAACUCGGAUGCCGCACAAUGCGUAGUCUAUAUCCUGGGCGCCGAGGUCAAUACGGCCAGCUUUGCCAUGUAUACCUUCUCUAUCAGCGUUCUGGUUCAGGCUCUGUUGAUCAUAUCCAUGUCUGGAGCCGCCGACCAUGGCAUGCAUCGGAAGACGUUCCUUCUAAACUUCGCCUUUGUGGGCGCCGUUGCAACAAUGUUCUUCCUUCCGGUCACGCCCCAAGUGUUCGUACUUGGAGCUUUGCUCGCAAUCAUUGCAAACACCUGCUUUGGUGCCUCGUUUGUCUUGCUCAACUCAUUCCUUCCACUGCUCGUCAGAAAUCACCCGCGCGUUGCGGAAUAUCACCAUGAACCUGAAGACUCUUAUGGCGAGGAAGACGAUGGCUAUCAUGAGCAUGACAGAUCUGGAACUGAGGAUGAGGAAGAUUUAGACUACGAUGAAGUGCCACAUCAAAGGUCUGCACUGCUGCGGCAUUCUUCAUACGUGGACCAUACGACACCAUUUCCUAAAUCGCCCGCUACUUCGUCACAUGAGCUAGCCCUCUCCACACGAAUCAGCUCGUACGGAAUCGGCAUCGGCUACAUAGCGGCCCUACUGGUUCAGGCCAUUGCCAUCAUCAUUGUCAUGCAAGUCGCUACAGAGUCGACCAACUUCUCGCUCCGACUCGUGCUAUUCUUCGUUGGGGCUUGGUGGUUCGUCUUCACCAUACCGGCCGGCCUUUGGCUGAAGUCUCGACCUGGGCCUCAGCUACAUAUCGGCGGAAGGGAGGGCAGGUUGCAGACUGGCUUGGAAUAUUUCAAGUAUUCCUGGAAGUCUCUUGGAAAGACUGUCAUGCACGCGCGGAAAUUGAAAGACGUCCUUCUCUUCCUCGGCGCAUGGUUUCUCCUCAGCGAUGCCAUCGCGACGGUGAGCGGAACGGCAGUCCUUUUCGCAAAGACUUCGCUGGCAAUGAAACCCGGCGAUGUUGCCUUCAUCAACGUCGUGGUUACGGUGACGGGUAUAAUCGGGGCAUUUUCGUGGAGUCGGCUGUCCAUUAUGAUGGGUCUCAAGCCCACUCAAACGAUAUUGUCUUGUAUCUGUCUGUUUGAGCUGAUUCCCAUCUACGGACUUCUUGGAUACAUCCCAGCGAUCCGCAAACUAGGGGUGUUUGGGCUCCAGCAACCGUGGGAGAUGUAUCCCUUGGGUGCAGUCUACGGCUUUGUCAUGGGCGGCCUGUCCUCGUAUUGCCGCAGCCUCUUUGGAGAGCUCAUUCCCCCAGGAUUCGAGGCGGCCUUCUACGCACUGUACGCUAUCACAGACAAGGGCUCGAGCAUUUUCGGACCAGCAGUGGUCGGCGCGAUCACGGAUGCCACGGGGGAGAUCCGCCCAGCGUUCUGGUUCCUUGCGGUCCUGGUCGGACUGCCGUUCCCGCUAAUGGCAAUGGUGGAUGUUGACAGAGGGAGAGCGGACGGGGCUGCACUGGCUAUGGCGUUGAGCGAAGGUAGAGGCAAGAGCCCGGAGCGGGGCAGUCGCCGUCUCAGCAGCCCGGAGUCGUUUCGCGAGGGAGAGGAGGACACAGAGGGUCUGCUGGGAGAGUCAGGACGGUGA